UGACGUCGCUUAUACGCUGCUUUCACUGUAUCGCCUUGGUGGACAGUAUAGUGACUUAAAAAAAUGAAAUGGAAUAAAAUGUUGCAGAUUCUUUCAGACUGAGACGCCAUUUUAGCGUAAAAUACUCAAUGGUUCUUCACUGAGAAGUAACCUAUACGGAACUGGCGUCGGCAGACGUGUCUUUUGGGUUUUUAUCGGUUAUAUUUCAGGUAUGUCUCUCCAGCAUUGUCUCACCCACGGAACCAUCAGAUUGGUUACACUCAGAGCGGUAACAGCCAAUCAAUCAGCAGUGCGUAUUCAGAGCGCUUGUAACAGCCAAUCGGCAGUGCGUAUUCAGAGCGCAUGUAACGUGGAGCAAGCAGAAAGGUGUUUUUAGCAGCUCUUCUCUUCAGCUCCAUCCACGAACAACCUGCCAGAGAAAUGAGUGUGCGCCAUUGUCCUCCACUGCCUUCUUCUUUCUGAGUGUUUACCCAGGCUGACGAGGAAAAGAAAGCUUUUUGGCCUCACUUAAUUUUUUUUUACUAGACAACUUGACUGCCGCAAAGCAUCAUGGGUAGGAAAAAGAUACAGAUCCAACGGAUCACAGAUGAAAGAAACAAACAGGUGACAUUCACAAAGCGAAAGUUUGGCUUGAUGAAGAAAGCUUACGAGCUGAGCGUGCUGUGCGAUUGCGAGAUCGCCCUGAUCAUCUUCAACCACGCCAACAAGCUGUUCCAGUACGCCAGCACCGACAUGGACAAGGUGCUGCUCAAGUACACCGAGUACAAUGAGCCCCACGAGAGUCGCACUAAUGCAGAUAUCAUUGAGACUUUGAGAAAGAAAGGCUUCAAUGGAUGUGACAGUCCUGAGCCUGAUGGCGAAGACUCCAUUGAUCAGAGUACCCUCAAUGAUGACAAGUUCCGUAAGACCACAGAAGACCUGGAUGUUCUCUUCAAACGCUACGGACAGUCUACAGCUCCGCAGCAGACCUUCUCCAUGCCUGUCACCGUGCAGGCGUCCAAUCCCAAUACGCUGCAAUUCAGUAACCCCGGCAACGCGCUGGUAACUACCUCCUACGUAACGUCGCCGUCGCUCACAGACGCCCACCUCCUGUCGCCGCAGCAACCGGCUUCUCAGAGGAACACCGUGUCUCCUGGGUUGCCGCAGCGACCGGCCAGUGCAGGAGCGCUUCUUGCAGGUGACCUGAAUAAUUCAAAUGGCGGCUGUCCAAGUCCAGUCCCUAACGGCUACACCAGUGCCAGGGCCUCCCCGGGCCUCCUGGGCGUAUCCAACGGCAACAGCCUGGGCAAGGUGGCUCCAGCCAAAUCUCCGCCCCCGCCUCAGAGUCCUCAGAUGGUUAACAACCGCAAGCCGGACCUCCGAGUCAUCACUUCUCAGGGCGGGAAGAGCCUGAUGCAGAUGACAGAGGAUGAGCUGGAAUUGGUAAACGAGAAUGCCCAGCGUCUGGCAGCCGGAGCCCAGGUGGCACAAACCCUCAGUACACCUGUGGUGUCGGUGGCCACGCCAAGCCUCCUGGCGCAGGGGCUACCCUUUUCCGCCAUGCCCACAGCGUACAACACGGAGUACCAGCUGACGAGUGCAGACCUUACUGCGCUACACGCCCUGGCGUCUCCUAGCGGCUUGUUGCCCAGCAGCGUGGCGUCUUGGCAGCCGCAGCAGACCAUCUCCCAGCAACAACAGCAAACACAACAGCAGCAACAACUUAGUCUUGCAUCGCUCAGCAACUUGGUCAUGUGGGGUGUGGACAAACAGAGCAGCGAGCUGUCUAGCCAGGUGUCCAGCCUGGCUGCCAAUCUGAGUCUCAGCUCGCCGUCCAACCUGCUCUUGGGUAGAGAUGAGUGGUUGGGCCGGCCUGUGACACACAUACCUCAGGGCGCCAUGUUGACGGUCAACACCAGCUCCGGCGUGUGCAUUAAGUCUGAGCCAGUAUCGCCUGGUCGUGACCGCAGCACUCCUUGCCCUCCUCCGGCGCCGCCACCUUCCACCAUUGUCACCCUGACCGCACCGCCGCAGUACCCAGGUUCCCUGCUGUGCCUGGAGCCCCCGACCGGGCGCUCACCAGCAGAUAGCGUGAGCAGCAAUGCCAGCUCCUUCGAAGGCAGCGAUCGCGAAGACACGGGCGGCGGCGCUAACAUCGUAACCACCACCGCCACAGGAAACGUCGGGCCGGGCCGCUCUGACUUCAGCCCCUCGCCGGAGCUGCUGAGGGCGUCCAACGAAGUGGAGCAAGAGGGCGGCAACAUCAAGCGUACGAGAUUAGAUGCCUGGGUGACAUAAGCCAGGAGACGCUCCUCACAACAAGAAGGUUUGAAUGACACUUCAACACAACACACAUCACAACACAACAUUCUUACUAGUAACACAACAUCGUACGUUUGAGACACAAUCACACACUUCUUUCUGCUGACUCACUUGUUUGUGGCAUAGAGACAAGCGAGCGAGGAAAAUGCACCACUUCCUGCUUUUCCCCAAACAGGAAGUAUUGAUAACUGCCACAUUAACUAGUAAUCAGUUGGAGUGCCGAUUGCCAAGCGCCCCCCCCACCUCCGUCCUCCCGGGGACCCCAAAUGUCUCGCUCACGGUGCACGGACACUGACCACCUGUCACUCGCGUCCACUUUUUGUCUCUUCAGCUUUUAACGGCCAUGUUGUGUUCCAGGUGUGUCGUUACCAACUAGCUUUGAUGUCCUCUCUAGCGCACCAACAAGCUCUUGUUUCUUUUCUCCUCGCCACGCUUUUCAAAAAGUGAAGUGAAAACGAACGCUUUUCUAUAUUUCUACGUCUUCAAAGCUCUUUGGCUUGACGCGUGUGUCUGUACAUACAGUAUAUUUGCAUAGACUUUGCUAGCUAGCCCUAAAAAAGAAAAAACAAGCAAUGUGUCGACUCAGUGGAUCUGCUUAUCAUAAUUAUUCUAAACGAGCGUGACUUGGAUGUGUGUCACUAGAUGGCCAUGGCGUGUUGGUGAAUCUAUUUAGGCCUGCUUGGUUGUGUCGUGGUCAUUGUUUUGCUACACACUUUGAGAACACGCACACAUCACACAAUCACUUGGCACAUGUUCAUAUCUUACACACAUUUAGCGCUUUUUCUACUUCAAGACAUGAACUGUCUUCUUUGAUGUCAUUUAAUAUGAAUUUGUUCAAUCAUUUCAGCUGUGUGUGUGUGUGUGUGUGUGUGUACACGUUCUAUAGGAAAUAGAUGCCUACUAUCCCCAACCACACGGUCACUAGACUGUUAGUAAGCCCCCACCCCCUUGAUUGUCACACACAGCUAAAUGUGACAAGUAACAUUUUUGAAAAUACAUUUUUAGCAGCUAUCCUCAACAAACGUAAGCGCAGACUGUUAUUGCAUUAUGACACAAUCCACCUUUUAAAACUAUUUUGCUUUUUUCAAGCUAUCGCUCUCUCUGCGCCAUGCCAGAAUCUCCGUGAAAAAAGCGGAAAGGGUGGGACAGAGAAUGCCAAGAUCAUGCCAACAAUACGACGCUAUGGUCACGUAGCCUUUAAGUCAAUGUUGAACAAUCGUCGUUCAAAUUUGACAUAAUUAAUACUUGGACUGAUGCAAAAAGAUCCAUUGCAAAUUUGUAUUUUAGUUUUUUCUCACACAAAAAAUUAAUGUACGGGAUACAGAAAUCUUUGACAUCUUUUUUCCAAUGAAAAAAAGAAGUUAAGUUUGGAGCUACAUACUUAGCUGGUGAAUAUUAUAAUAGUGAAUAUUUCCAUACCAAACAUUUUGUGGCACUUAAAGCAUGAAUCUCAACUUUUUCAUUAAAAAAUACAAAGAAUAAAAAUGUUAAAAAUACAUUUGAUUAAUAAUAAUUUUGUCCAAAAACAAAAGUUUGCGGCUGUAAAUAACAUAUCUUUGUAUGGGAGAGAGUUGAAAGUGGGGUUACCAACUCCCUGACAAAAAAAAACAAAUUUCAGCACAAACUUUUCUGGCUGAUGAACCUUCCUUUCUUUUUUCUGAAAAUAUGCUGAAACUAUUUGACUCUAUCCUGAAUUCAAUUAGAUGCAAGUUUUGGAGUAUUACAUCAGAUGGUCAAAACCAAUUGUUCAAUAAUAUUGUUUUCCAAAUAUCUUAAAUUUUAAACUUUACUGCUAACAGAAUAAAACUAUCCAUUCAAUGUUUAUUUAACAACUUCUAUAACGCCAAGAGAGAAGAGUUGUUAAAUGACAUUAACUACAAUUAGUUACUAGUUUCUGUCAGUUAUCUAUUUGUAGCUUCCCUGUCAGACAAAAACGAGCUCCUAACUAACCUCAUGGCUUUUUUUUUUCCAAAAUAAAAUUUCACUACGGUUAAAAAAAUAACGAACUUACAUUUGGUGUCCGAAGACCAGAAGCGAGGUUAACUCUUGCUCGUGAGCUCGCUGCUGUAAUAUUGAAUAACGAUGCCAUAAAAGUGUAAUGCAUUGAGUUUGAUGGGUGAGCAAUCAGAAACGUUAGCCUCAACGAAACAAUUGAAACUAUUUUUGAUUGUCGCGUGUAGGGAUGCAACAAUUACCUAUUUUUACUAUUAACCGGCAUUAAAAAGAUAAUGGUUAUUUAAAAAAGUGUUUCAGCCCUCACACGCUAUAUAAAAAAAAAAAUGGUAUGGUAUUUUUGGUACAACCUGCACGGAACGAAAAAAAGUUGCCAGUGUGCGCGUGCUUACACACAACUAUGGAGAGACACUUGAGUAUGCUACAUUAGCUUCAAAAUGGCAACAGGACAUAAAAAUGAGCAGGGAGUCAUUGAUGACGAUUGCUCAACCAUUUUCAAAACUUCGGUCUAAUAUGUACAACAUUGUGCAGCUUUACACACUAAAGUAAAGGUAAGAUGUAGUAACUGAGUUCAGUUAUGUUAUUAGCAAUUUAGUUCAUUAAGAAUUAAGUUAACUAUAAAAGGUGUCACAAUCAGGAGAUUAGCAUUUAACUAAUGCUUCUCAUUUAUUUUCUGUUACACCCCCACCCCACUCUGUUGCAACUAUAAAUAGCAUAAUUUGUCUAUAAAAUUAUAAGUACACCUCUGUAUCCUUAAGAUUAAAAAAUAAAAACAAAUUCAUCGACUAACAACAACUGUUUUGUCAGAAAAUAGUUAAAGUGCACCAAUUUGCCUGAAAUUAAAAAUAUAUACAAUUGUGGUCAAAAGUUUACAUACACUUGUUAAGAACAUAAGGUCAUGGCUGUCUUGAGUUUCCAAUAAUUUCUACAACUCUUAUUUUUUGUGAUAGAGGAGCACAUACUUGUUGGUCACAAAAAACAUUCAUGAAGUUUGUUUCUUUUAUGAAUUUCUUAUGAGUCUACUGAAAAUGUGACCAAAUCUGCUAGGUGAAAAGUAUACAUACAGCAACAUACAUUAUCAAUUUUGGUGAUACAAUCUAAUGAAAUUUGCUAUAACUGCAUGUGAGUGAUUAUGAUGGACGACACCUGUUGACUUCUCUGAGCCCAUUUAAAUAGGGCUCAUGUGAUGCAGUCAUUAGACUCUGUUACAAACGCGACAACGGGAAAGUCAAAAGAACUCAGCACAGAUAUGAAAAAACGAAUCAUUGACUUGAACAAGUCAGGAAAGUCACUUGGAGCCAUUUCAAAGCAGAUUAAGGUCCCAAGAUCAACUGUGCCGACAAAUGUUUGUAAGUAUAAAGUGCAUGGCACAGUUUUGUCACUGCCACGAUCAGAAAGAAAACACAAGCUAUCACCUGCUGCUGAGGGAAAAUUGGUCAGGAUGAUCUAGAGUCAACCGCGAACCACUAAAAAGCAGCCUGCAAUGAAUUGGAAGCUGCUGGAACAAAUGUGUCAGUGUCUAGAGUCAAGGAAGCCGUUGCUCCAGAAGCGACACCUUAAGGCUUGUCUAAAGUUUGCUGCUAAUCACAUGGACAAAAAUAAGACCUUUUGGAGGAAAGUUCUGUGGUCAGAUGAAAGAAAAAUUUAGCUGUUUGGCCACAAUACCCAGCAAUUUGUUUGGAGGAGAAAAGGUGAGGCCUUUAAUCCCAGGAACACCAUUAAGCUUGGUGGUAGUAUUAUGCUCUGGGGCUGUUUUUCUGCCAAUGGAACUGGUGCUUUACAGAGAGAAAAUGGGACAAUGAAAAAAGGAGGAUUAUCUCCAAAUUCUUCAGGACAACCUAAAAUCAUCAGCCCGGAGGUUGGGUCUAGGGGGACAGGAAAUUGACCCCAAACAGACGUCAAAAGUGGUAAAGGAAUGGCUAAAUCAGGCUAGAAUGAAGGUUUUAGAAUGGCCUUCCCAAAGUCCUGACUCAAACCCCAUUGAGAACAUGUAGACAAUGCUGAAGAAACAAGUCCAUGUCAAAAAAACAACAAAUUUAGAUGAAAUGCACCAAUUUUGUCAAGAAUUCAACCAUAAUCUUGCCAGAAGCUUGUGGAUUGCUUCCAAAAGCGCCUUAUUGCAGUGAAACUUGCCAAAUGAAAUGUAAGCAAAUAUUACCAUUGCUGUAUGUAUACUUUUGACCCAGCAGAUUUGGUCACAUUUUCAGUUGACCCAUAAUAAGUUCAUAUAAGAACCAAACUUCAUGAAUGUUUUUUGUGACCAAAAAGUAUGUGCUCCAAUCACUCUAUCACAAUAAAACAAGAGUUGUAGAAAUUAUUGGAAACUCAAGACAGCCAUGACAUUAUGUUCUUUACAAAUGUAUGUAAACUUUUGACCAUGACUGAAUAUCCUUAUUUAAACUACACAUUUUUGACUUGAACCAUUUGAUACUGAAAAAUAAAAUGAAAUACAAAUAAAUGCAAACGGAUCAACCACAUGAACUCAGGAGCAAAAUAUUUAAACUACAAAAAAAUUAAACAAUUUGUGGUGAUUUUCUAAGAAUUCAAAACGAGGAAAUCAGAAUUAUUGGCUACAAUGAGCAUAUUUUGCAAUGCACCGCUGUUUGAAGUAUGAUACUGCAUUAUAUUGAAUAAGAAUGUUCACAUUUUUUUCUUAUAUCAUCAGAAUCACAAUCGGCUUUAACACAAGGAAUUUGACUUUUUAGACUCUUUGUUCAAUGCCGUUUCAAUGGUUGCUGCUUGUAAAAGGUAACAAAAACUACACUUUAUUCUCCCCUCACUGAAUGUUGUUUGCCAAAUAUGUAGACAGAGUUAGCAAUACAUUUAUGCAGGAUGAAGGUUGAACUCUUAAUGCUAACUAGCUGAAUGCUAACUACCAUUAGCUAAUAAACAAGCCUAGUCGACUUAGCACGUCGAAACGCAGGCACACAUACUGUGUAAAAACACCACUUCACACCCACAUUCAUAUCUAUGGACAAUUUGCAGUCUCCAAUUAAGCUAACAUGCAUAUUUUUGAUUACAAAAAUAUGCAUGUUAUCUUAAAGGCCUACUGAAAUGAGAUUUACUUAUUCAAACGGGGAUAGCAGGUCCAUUCUAUGUGUCAUACUUGAUCAUUUCACGAUAUUGCCAUAUUUUUGCUGAAAGGAUUUAGUAGAGAACAUCCACGAUAAAGUUCGCAACUUUUGGUCGCUAAUAAAAAAGCCUUGCCAGUACCGGAAGUAACAGACGAUGUACGCGUGACGUCACCGGUGUGAGGGCUCCUCACACCCUCACAUUGUUUAUAAUGGGAGCCACCAGCAGUAAGAGCAAUUCGGACCGAGAAAGCGACGAUUUUCCCAUUAAUUUGAGCAAGGAUGAAAGAUUCCUGGAUGAGGAAAGUUAGAGUGAAGCACUUAUAAAAAAAAAUAAAAAAAGAAAAGGCGACGGUUCCAGGCGGCGGCAGUGGGAGAGUUUCAGAUGUAAUUGGACACAUUUACUAGGAUAAUUCUGGAAAAUCCCUUUUCUGCUUAUUGUGUUAAUAGUAUUUUAGUGAGAUUACAAAGUCAUACCUGAAAGUCGAAUGGCUGCAGUGAACGCCAGUGUCUCUGAGAGAAGCAGAGGAGCCAAGAUCACAAACUCCGCGGGAAAUUUAAAAUUGUAAUUUAGUAAACUAAACCGGCCGUAUUGGCAUGUUUUGCAACGUUAGUAUUUCAUCAUUGAUAUAUAAACUAUCAUACUGCGUGGUCGGUAGUAGUGGGUUUCAGUAGGCCUUUAAUUGGAGACUGCAAAUUGCGGAGAGUUUGAUGUAAUGUCAAAACAAUUAUGAUAGUUUAACUGGCUUGAACAGGGAAUGCAUCUUUUUAGGAGAUAAAAAAAGAGGUGUUUGUUUUUUUAAAUAAAUACCUCUCGCCUUACUUUGGCCGGGUCGUUUAGGUACUGACGCGCUUCCGACUGGCCAUUUUGAUGCAAGUUAUUUUUCUCCAAAUAAAUCAAUAAGGAACGUUUAUGAUAUUCAAGAUUGUUUUUCAAACUCGUUAGCCCAUAGUACCUAAAUACCUAUAUAGAGUAUAUCCAUUCAUACAUAUCAUUUAAAUGUGUUUACCUGCUAAGUGUUUUCAGGGGGGGGAAAAACAACCCGGAUGUUAUUUGAUUCACGUUAUUUUCGACAGGAAUAAAUUAUACAGAAACAUUAUGGAAUGUGAUUUUAUAAUUUUUUUGUUUUGAAAUUAUUGAACAGAAUCGUGAAACAGUGAUAGCACUCAAGACUAAAAUCGUACAGUCAAAAUGUAUAAUUGUUGCAUCCCUUGACGCGUACUUUUGAGGGACGGUUGGCAACCAUCUAUGCUAACCAUUUUAUUGCUUUAAAAUAAAAUGAUGCAUCUCCAAAUUUUUCAAACUUUUAACAAGUGUCAAUACAUGCUUUUCUUGUUGGAGACAAACAAUAUUUUGUUGCUGUCCAAAUUCUUGUGGGUUUAUUCUUUAUAAAAACCAUGCAAAAUGGAGUUCCGUGCUCCUUAUUUGACAGUUGAUAUCAGUGCCAAGCGAGAGCACUCUGAUUGGCUCCCUCCUGCCUUGUGUGGUCACAUGACAAUCUAAAUAUUUGGACCCGUGUUACUUGUGUGUUUUGUUUGACAUUUCUUUGUGCAGCAGUUCUUUUGUGAGAAGGUUGUGUAGUUUAGAGCACAUUUUUUACUUCAACUCAUCUUAUCACCGACAUCAAACAAACUGGUUUCCUUUUGCACGUGGAGACAAGGCGAUAUUAGCAAAUGCAAUAAAAGGAAGUACCAGUGAUAAUGCUGCAGUUUUCAUCCAGAUAUAGAAUAUAUUUAUAAGACGUAGUAAUUGGUGGAUUUGCUAAAAAAUAAAAAGGUUCAAUGCAUGGGAAAGAAGCAGGUAAGAAUUUUGGGUGACAUUGGCUUUGAAAACAGAAUGAUGUAGCAAAUAAAUACUAAAGAUGAAAUUUAUAGUUAAUAUAUUGUGUUGAGCUAGUCUGCUAUGGGUUUUGUUGUAAAGAUGUUUUCUUUUCUUGAAUGAUAAACAGUUUGUGUAUAUUUUCAUAUACAAAAGUAUGCACUGAUGUUAUUGAAAUUCUAUACCGCUUUUACAGGAAAAAAGUGUUUGUUGUACCAAAGUAUCCAAGUCCCUUGAAACCUUAUCCUUUUUGCGUAUGUUUUACUGUAUUUUAUAUAUUAAAUGACAAACUGAGUGAAGUUCA
Molecule: messenger RNA, 9448 nt
Organism: Nerophis ophidion (straightnose pipefish)
Lineage: Eukaryota; Metazoa; Chordata; Actinopteri; Syngnathiformes; Syngnathidae
Product: myocyte-specific enhancer factor 2D homolog
Exons: 14
Coding region: 550-2277 (575 amino acids)
Biological process (GO): cell differentiation; positive regulation of transcription by RNA polymerase II
Molecular function (GO): protein dimerization activity; DNA-binding transcription factor activity, RNA polymerase II-specific; RNA polymerase II cis-regulatory region sequence-specific DNA binding
Source: RefSeq, a predicted model, not a curated record